Didymosphaeria variabile is the source of this 1002-nucleotide messenger RNA. RefSeq lists its product as uncharacterized. The record is from RefSeq and is a predicted model, not a curated record. The transcript has 7 exons. Gene Ontology annotation, molecular function: L-malate dehydrogenase (NAD+) activity. NCBI's taxonomy places the organism in Eukaryota, Fungi, Ascomycota, Dothideomycetes, Pleosporales, Didymosphaeriaceae. Gene Ontology annotation, biological process: tricarboxylic acid cycle; malate metabolic process. Bases 1 to 1002 code for a protein of 333 amino acids. Gene Ontology annotation, cellular component: cytoplasm.
AUGGUUAAAGCAGUUGUUGCAGGCGCUUCCGGAGGCAUUGGACAGCCGCUGUCCUUGCUACUAAAGAACAGCUCCCUCGUUGACGAGCUCGCCCUCUACGAUGUCGUCAACACCCCUGGUGUUGCGGCCGAUCUUUCGCACAUCUCCUCGAAGGCGGUCGUCACUGGCUACCUGCCCAAGGAUGAUGGCCUUAAGCAGGCUUUCACCGGCGCUGACAUCGUUGUCAUCCCCGCCGGCAUCCCCCGCAAACCCGGCAUGACCCGUGAUGACCUCUUCAAGAUCAACGCUGGCAUUGUCAAGGGCCUCAUUGAGGGCAUCGCACAGCACGCCCCCAAGGCCUACAUCUUGGUCAUCUCCAACCCUGUAAACUCAACCGUUCCCAUCGCCGCUGAGGUCCUCAAGAAGGCCGGCGUCUUCGACCCCAAGAAGUUGUUCGGUGUCACCACCCUCGACGUCGUUCGCGCUGAGACUUUCGUUGCCUCCAUCACCGGCGAGAAGGAACCCCACAAGCUGAACAUCCCUGUCAUUGGUGGUCACUCCGGCGAGACCAUCGUUCCUCUGUUCAGCCAGGCUCAGCCUUCUGUGGACAUUCCCAGCGAUAAGCUCGACGCUCUUGUGAACCGCGUUCAAUUCGGUGGUGACGAAGUCGUCAAGGCCAAGGACGGUGCAGGUUCCGCCACUCUGUCCAUGGCCUACGCUGGUUUCCGCUUCGCGGAGAAGGUCCUCAAGGCCGCAAAGGGCGAAAAGGGUAUUGUCGAGCCCAGCUAUGUCUAUCUCCCCGGUGUCCCCGGCGGUGAUGCCAUCGCGAAGACGGUCGGCGUUGAGUACUUCUCCGUCCCCAUCGAGCUUGGUCCCAGUGGUGUCGAGAAUGCCGUCGAUGUCGUCAGCAAGGCGAACGACCACGAGAAGAAGCUCCUUGAGGCAGCCUACAAGGGGCUCAAGGACAACAUCGCAAAGGGCGUUGACUUCGCCAACAACCCUCCCCCUCCUCCCCAGAAGUGA